CGUACCUAUAUAAAGAAAGCUCCUCAAGGGCAAAAUUCAACGUUCACUGAAGUAGCUCUUAGCUUUGAAGUUGUUUUCUUGAAGGUGUUUCUGAAACAUAGCCAUGGAUUCAAGAUUUCUCUUACGGGGUGAAAGGACGAGAGAUGAAUUCGAAGAGAAUUUGCGAUUGACUGAAGAAGUUGAUGAAUCGAAUCUUGAAAACACGAGAAAAGAAGAAGAAGAGAAUUUGGGAUUCACGGAAGAAGAUGAUGAGGCGACCACGUCGAAGAGGGAAUUUAAAGUACCACUCGGCUACCGGUUUCAUCCGACAGCAGUUGAAUUAGUGGAAGAGUAUCUGAUGAAAAAGAUCUUAAGACAGCUAACUUGGGACACUAUUAAAGAAAUUAAUUUCUAUCAAUUGGAUCCUCAACAGAUUCCAAUAAGUGAAUUCGAGGGUCUCAAGUAUGGGGGAGAGGGCAGAGCAUAUUAUUUCACGAGCGAAGAACAAAAAUACGUAGAGGGAUCAAGAUUAAUGCCAAGACCAUUUUCUAAUGGCUAUUGGAAAAGAUGUGGAGGGGAAAUUCCAAUUCAUAAUGGCUUUGAAAUUAUUGGUUUCAAAAGAAGAUUUGUAUGGGAAGAGGUACCUAAAGUAGAAGAGAGUAAAUGGAAGAUGACUGAAUAUAGUGUAACUCCCAGAUUCAUGGAAGAUCUUUCUCAAACCAAUUUGGAAAACUACGUGGUAUGCAAAGUUCGAGACAUGAGUAGGUACAAGAAGCAUUUUUCAUAAUGGAAGAAAGAAUAGAUUAGGUCGAAAAAUUCGUAUUCACUGAUGAAUAAUGUUAUAGUCCACGAAAACGUUUAGACAAAAAGCAUUAGAAUCUUUUGUAAUGAUUCUUGAAAAACUAUUCUCAUCAAUGUAAUAGAAUCUCUAUUUAUGAUUUACUCU
Messenger RNA from Olea europaea var. sylvestris, 925 nucleotides. RefSeq names its product NAC domain-containing protein 82-like. The coding region runs from base 104 to 766 and encodes 220 amino acids. Gene Ontology annotation, molecular function: DNA binding. Lineage: Eukaryota; Viridiplantae; Streptophyta; Magnoliopsida; Lamiales; Oleaceae. The record is from RefSeq and is a predicted model, not a curated record. Gene Ontology annotation, biological process: regulation of DNA-templated transcription. The transcript has 3 exons.